AUGUCGGAGGACCCGUCGUCAGCGAAUCUGGAAGCAAACAUGGAUGUCACGUUCAAUGUGGUCGUUGUCCUAGUUGUUUCACUGCUCAGCAUCGCCUUAAUUAUUACGGGUAUUAUUGUGGUUGCUAUAACACUGGAUCCUUCAAUGACUGGCAAUGGGAAUGGUGAAGAUGAUGAUGAGGAGGACGGAGAUGUGUUCGAUCUGGAACUGGAACGAGCAGUAGUAGAUUAUGAAAUUUUAAAAAAUAAAUUAAUCAUAUGA
Gongylonema pulchrum is the source of this 261-nucleotide messenger RNA. The record is from the annotation of a GenBank genome assembly. Lineage: Eukaryota; Metazoa; Nematoda; Chromadorea; Rhabditida; Gongylonematidae.